Messenger RNA from Trichoderma gamsii, 1020 nucleotides. RefSeq names its product alcohol dehydrogenase. Lineage: Eukaryota; Fungi; Ascomycota; Sordariomycetes; Hypocreales; Hypocreaceae. The transcript has a single exon. The record is from RefSeq and is a predicted model, not a curated record. The coding region runs from base 1 to 1020 and encodes 339 amino acids.
AUGGACUCGCCAAAUCCCUACGCUGCUGCCCAUGCAGAUCCCAAUGGCGCUGGAGAUACUCGGCCAACGGCCCUCCAAAUCAUUCAAGGCGAGGGUGCUGAGAGUAAGCUUGUCGGUAAAGUCAUUGUCAUUACUGGGGCCACUUCGGGCAUUGGAGUUGAAACAGCUCGUGCCUUGUUAGCAACAGGAGCAACUCUAUUUCUCACGGCUCGCGAUUUACUCAGAGCCAAGAGGAAUCUUGCGGGAGUACUUGAAUCCGACCGCGUGUCGCUAGUGGAGAUGAAUCUGGAUUCUUUCAAAAGCAUGCGCUCUGGGGCCGAGGAGAUUCUCUCUGCUUCCAAGGGUCAGGUCAACAUCCUCAUCCACAGCGCGGGAGUUAUGGGCAUCCAGGAAUAUUCACUCACCGAAGAUGGGAUUGAAGCACAAUUUUCCGCCAACUACCUAGGCUUCUUCCUCCUCUUCCAGCUGCUGAAGCAGGCUCUGCUUACCAGCAUCACCCCUGACAUACAUUCUCGUGUGGUGAUUGUGGCCUCGUCUGCUCACCGAGCUACCAGCGCCCCAAGAACUGGAAAUUACCAAUUGCAAAGAAGCGAAUACACUCACGAGACUGCGUACAACAACUCGAAACUCGCAGCUGUGUAUCUGGCCAACAAGAUUGAUCGCUUGUACGGCUCUGAAGGACUGCACGCUACCAGCGUGCAUCCUGGAGCUAUCCACACUGACAUUUCCCGGCAUUUACCACCAGAGUCUUUGGAGGCCAUCUUGAAGAAUCCAUAUGUCCGCAAGAUAAUGAAGUCUGCCGAGCAAGGGGCGGCAACAACUGUCUGGGCAGCAGUCAGUAAGAGCUGGGAGAGUAGAGGCGGCAGAUACCUCGAGGACUGUAGAGAAGCUGAACGAGGCGUCGAUGAUGGACAAGUUUUUGGCGUGGGCUGGGUUGAGCAAACUUAUAAUGUCAAUGAGGAAGACCGCCUAUGGGAAGAGUCUCUAAAGCUGGUUGGACUGGAAGCGAAGCAGGCUUGA